CCUGGGAUUUCACUGGUUUACUAAGGACUGGAGUUCAAUUAAUAGACUAUUUUUUGUGACAAAGUCUUAUGAAUUCACCUGAUCUCAUUUGUUUUCUCUCAUCUGAACAGGCUUUCCAGUUUCCAAACCUGAUGUGAUCUCCCAGCUGGAAGAAAGGGAAGAGCCGUGGGUCCCAGACCUCCAUGGUUCAGAGGAAAGAGAGAUCCUGAGAGGUCCCUGCACAGGUGAGGCGAUGGUGAGUGAGAAUGAGGCGCAGAAUUCUCAGCAGGAAGAUGCUGAGCAAGUGGAAUCACAUGGAGCAUUAUCGCAAAGAUCCAAAGGGGAUGUGUCCAGGAGUCAUGAGGAGGGACAAUCCUGUGAGAUUCAGCACAAACCAGAGAGGGAGCAGGGAAACCAGCCAGAGGAGAAAAUGGGUAAAUUAAUUUAUUUUUGGGGCACUCAGAAGGACCUCAAGGAAACCACGGCCCACCAGAAAACCCUUGGGGGAAAGAGUAAAAAUACACACACUGAAUGUGGGAAAAAGUUUAGUCACUGCUCAGCCAUUUUAAAACAUCAUGGAAUCCACAUGGGGGAGAGACCAUACGAAUGCUGUGAGUGUGGGAAAAGCUUCACUCGGCGCUCGCACCUUAUUACGCAUCAAAAAAUCCACAAAGGUGAGAAACCCUAUGAAUGCUGUGAGUGUGGGAAAACCUUCAUUCAGAGCUCAGACCUUAUUAUACAUCAGCGAAUCCACACUGGAGAGAGACCCUAUGAAUGCUGUGAGUGUGGGAAAAGCUUCACUCGGCGCUCACAACUUAUUACGCAUCAGAGAAUCCACACAGGUGAGAAACCCUAUGAAUGCUGUGAGUGUGGGAAAACUUUCACUCAGAACUCAGACCUUACUACGCAUCAGAGACUCCACACAGGGGAGAGACCCUAUGAAUGCGGUGAGUGCGGGAAAAGCUUCACUCGGAGCUCACAUCUUAUUACGCAUCAGAGAAUCCACACAGGAGAGAAACACUAUGAAUGCUGCGAGUGUAGAAAAAGCUUCACUCGGAGCUCAGAACUUACUACACAUCAGAGAAUCCACACAGGCGAGAGACCCUAUGAGUGCUGUGAGUGCGGGAAAAGCUUCACACAGAGCUCAAGCCUUACUAGACAUAAGAGAAUCCACACAGGAGAGAAACCCUAUGAGUGCUGUGAGUGCGGGAAAACUUUCACUCAGAGCUCAGACCUUACUACACAUCAGAGAAUCCACACGGGGGCGAGACCCUAUGUAUGCUGUGAGUGUGGGAAAAGCUUCACUCGGUGCUCACACCUUAUUACGCAUCAGAAAAUCCACAAAGGCAUGGAGCCCCUCAGCUCCCUGUGGCCACGG
Molecule: messenger RNA, 1357 nt
Organism: Terrapene triunguis (Three-toed box turtle)
Lineage: Eukaryota; Metazoa; Chordata; Testudines; Emydidae
Product: zinc finger protein 239-like
Exons: 3
Biological process (GO): regulation of transcription by RNA polymerase II
Molecular function (GO): RNA polymerase II cis-regulatory region sequence-specific DNA binding; DNA-binding transcription factor activity, RNA polymerase II-specific
Source: RefSeq, a predicted model, not a curated record